Lineus longissimus is the source of this 2571-nucleotide messenger RNA. Its product is annotated as voltage-dependent anion-selective channel protein 2-like. Gene Ontology annotation, biological process: monoatomic anion transmembrane transport. Gene Ontology annotation, molecular function: voltage-gated monoatomic anion channel activity. The transcript is spliced from 10 exons. Bases 110 to 1069 code for a protein of 319 amino acids. The record is from RefSeq and is a predicted model, not a curated record. Lineage: Eukaryota; Metazoa; Nemertea; Pilidiophora; Heteronemertea; Lineidae. Gene Ontology annotation, cellular component: mitochondrial outer membrane.
UGGAGAUUGCUGAGAACUCCAUGAAGCAGUAUUUUGAGGCCCCAAUAUCGAUUUCUGCUCUUUGCAGUACAUUGCAUUUGACGGUGACUUUAUACUGACAGGUGACACCAUGGUUAUUCCUCCAGGUUACGGUGAUCUGGGCAAAAGUGCCAAAGAUCUCUUCAACAAGGGGUACAACUAUGGCUUCUUCAAACUGGAAUGCAAGACUAAGGCCAGCAAUGGUAUGGAGUUCACCACAAGUGGGAACCACAACUCCGAUUCUGGAAAGUUGUCCGGAAAUUUGGAGACGAAAUACAAAUGGGCGGAUUAUGGCCUGACAUUCACUGAGAAGUGGAACACUGACAAUGUCCUUGCCACUGAAGUAACAAUUGAGGAUCAGAUUGCCAAGGGCCAAAAACUCUCAUUUGAAACAUCCUUUGCCCCAAAUACUGGAAAAAUGCCACGCCAUGUUUCUGCAAGGCUCAUACAUCGCUGUGAUAUAGGAAAGGCCAAGUUUACUUUCAAUGCUCAAUGGAGAGAAGAUUGGAAUCCAAAUCAAAAGAAGGCUGGUAAAAUUAAAACUGGGUACAAGAGAGACUACAUUAACGUGAACUGUGAUGUUGACUUUGAUUUUGCUGGCCCAACAGUGCAUGGUGCUGGUGUCCUCGGAUACAACGGCUGGUUAGCAGGUUACCAAAUGUCCUUCGAUACUUCCAAAUCAAAAUUGACAAAAAAUAAUUUUGGUGUUGGAUAUGCUGGAGACGACUUUGCUCUCCACACAAGUGUAAAUGCUGGCUCUGAAUUUGCUGGCUCCAUUCAUCAGAAAGUUAACAGCAAUGUAGAAACUGGAAUCAACUUAUCAUGGACAGCAGGAACCAAUACAACUCGUUUUGGAAUUGCAGCCAAAUACACUGUAGACAAGGAUUGUACCUUGAGGGGCAAGGUGAGCAAUACUGGACAAAUUGGUCUUGGAUAUACGCAGACACUAAGGGAUGGCGUGCAGCUGACCCUCUCUGCACUUGUUGAUGCCAAGAAUAUCAACUCAGGUGGACACAAGCUCGGUAUAGGUCUUGACUUGGAUGCUAAAUAAGUAAUUCAUAUCGUCAGGAGCAGUUUCCCGUUCAGACAAGUAGAUAACAUGACUUUUACUAACAAUUUUCUCUCCUUGGCAACGUAUGCUGGUCUAAAUACGGAUUAUAAACACCUCAACGAAAGUAAGUCUGCCUCUAAACAAUUCGUUAUAAUUUCUAAAGUAUCCACGACAAUGCGAUGAAAAUUGCUGGACAUCAGCAUACCAUCAUUAGGAACAAUGAGUAAAGAGGGCAGGGGCAUACCUAUUGUUAUUGAAUGAAAAAAAGUGCCAUUUCAAAAAUAACAACAUUGGUGGCAUGUUUCAGUGAGUAUUGAACUACAACUUACUGAUUGCAUGGCCCACACUGCCAGUCAAUUUCAGCCUUGGUGGAUCAGUUCUGGUUUUUUUGAAACAUCACUUUUUUCAUUCAAUUGAAGAUCAUUAAUGCGUAAAAAUAGGUAGGCCCUUGUCCUCUUCACCCGAUAUGCCUGAUGUUGGUAUGAUGAUGUCCGGCCAUUUUCAUUGCAUUGUCGUGGAGACUUUAGAUAUUAUGACCAAUUGUUUAGGGGUGGACUUACUUUUCUUGAGGUGUUAAUGUGUAUGUAAUUAUUUAUAAGAAAAUCGGUACCAAUGUCAAGUUAACACUUGAGGCAUGACGACUGUUUUGUAGUCAUUCGGAAUCAGAAUUUAAAUGUAAAUUCAUUUUUAGAUAUGAUAAUUCUUAACAGUCAGAUGCACUAGAGGAAACUAGCAUUCAGAACUAAAAUGUGCUACUCAUUUAUCUUGCAGUUGCGCAGGGGAAUUGAGUAUAAUGGCCAGGCCUUCUUGUCGCUGUGAAUAGUUACCAUCAUUCUUUCAUUGUUUUGAGUUGAGACGCGUGUUGUGCUUUAUAAUCGGUGAGAAAUUCCUUGUUUAGUGAACUGAAGACAUUUACAAGUAUUCCAGUGUUCACACGAUUCAUAUACAUUCUUGAUGCUGUUAAACAUACAAACAUUUGGAGGCAAAUAUACCAUUGUGUCGUCCAGUAAAAGCAUGCAGAUAAAUCUUGGCAGUGCCAAAAUGAUUACUUCCCUGUCGGCCUCCCAAAGUUGACUAUUUGUACAUUUUAUUACAAAUUUUCAUCGUUUCGUUUACCAUGCGAGAUUUAGUUGUUGAUACAAUGUACAUGUAGCAUACAUUUUGUAUCUUGAACGUCCACUUCUGAUUAACAUAUCUGUCUUGGAAGCCAAGUUCUCAACUGUUUGAGUGGUUCUAGCUUGGAUGCCUGACCUUUUGUAUAUUUGUUCUCCAAGUUUUGGUGACAUCAUAUUGUAAAGACACUUUCCGUUGCUGAAAUGCCUGCUCUACAGUGUGGCCCAGAAUUAUUUUCGAUUGGACAAUAGCAUCCAUUGUCUGAGGCAAAAUAAUUCUAAGCCACCCUGUCGAUAGCAGUGAAAGUUUGUGUGUGUUGCCAGUUACCGGUUCAUACUAGCUGGCGAUCAUCUCUCAGCUGACCAAUAAAGAAUCGACCUUGAUGCUCA